ACAAUAACCGUACGCCGGCAACUUAAAUAGUAUUCCAAGCGUGUGGUCGCGCUGUCUCGCUCUCUAUCACCCACGGCACAGGUAACACCAUGAAGUAUUUUUUGACCUACAUCCCCGUGCUUAUUGCCUUUGUUGUCUAUACAGACGGUUCUUCCGAAUGUCCAUUCAGUGGACUAGAACUACACUGUGGUUCACAGUUUAUGUUUUUGUAUCUGUCCAAUUGUCAAAGAGACGAUCAGUGCACACAAGGUUCUAAGUGCUGUACAUUAAUGUGGUGUAUAAAGCGGUGUAUAAAACUAAACAUGGCUUCUCCCUUCCGUAGUGGAAACUCAUGCACCUCCCCAAGCGACUGCCCUGCCAGCCAUUGCUGUGUCAACCGACAACCAGGUGCUAUGUCAGGAGUUUGUCAGAAGAUGAGAAGUAUGUCGGCAGACUGUUAUGUUAGCGAUCCCUACACAGCGACGCCUCCUGCCGGUGUAGUGCAAACAUGUCCCUGUGGAUUCGGGAACUACUGCGUUGAGAUUCCAGGAAAAUCCGAUCAGCUUGGACAAAUGGGUCACUGCAGAUCAUUUUAGUCAACAUGGGACAUUUUGCCUUGUUUCAAGAACCAAAGAGGGAUAUCGGAGUGUUAUCUACACAUGUAUUCAAACACUGAGUGUUGGUUAUAUUCAGAUAUGAAAAGGAAGGAUCGAGAAAUGGAUUGAGAAAGAACCGAUUUUCACGUUUUCAGUUUAAUGUAGUUUGACAUUUAGUGUGUGAUACUUGGAUUAUGCAGAUACUUCAGUGGUGCAAAUGAUUAUUUGUUAAAUUUAGUUGUUUGAAAUAUUUACUUGGGGCAAUAUAUUGGUUAGAUAUUAUAUGUUAAUAUAUGUCAAGUGUUUGGAAUUAUAUGAAAUUGUGUUAAGAAUAUUGUAAUGCUGCAGAUGCGAUUUAUAAGAGGUUUUUUUUUUUUUAAAACGGGAGAUUUAUGUUUAUGUUUAGUACUUGUACAUAUAGUAUAUUCUGUUGAAACAUAAUAUAAACGUGUUUGUUGUGUUUUACGUUGUUUAUUAUUACCUGACAGAAGCACGUUUUAAUGUCGAGAUACUGGCGGGUAAAAUGCAACAGGAUUCGGCAGCACUGGGAGAUUUUCGGGCUACGUUGUUACUUUUUAGAUUAAUUUCUUUUCAACAUGGUUUUCAUAUUUGUUGUUUUUUUGUUUAUAUGUGAUGUUCAUAAUGUAACACGUUAAUAAACUUAUAUAUCUAUC
This is a messenger RNA of Gigantopelta aegis, 1249 nucleotides long. RefSeq lists its product as uncharacterized. The transcript is spliced from 6 exons. The record is from RefSeq and is a predicted model, not a curated record. The coding region runs from base 90 to 575 and encodes 161 amino acids. Gene Ontology annotation, molecular function: peptidase inhibitor activity. NCBI's taxonomy places the organism in Eukaryota, Metazoa, Mollusca, Gastropoda, Neomphalida, Peltospiridae. Gene Ontology annotation, cellular component: extracellular region.